GGGGGAAGGGGUGCCAGUAUUGACUUUGCAGUGCCUUGUGUGGUGCCACGCUGCUGCUCCUUCUUCUCUUCCUCCUUCACGAGUGUCUUAUUCCCUUUGACGUCUAUUCUUCCUCCUCCUCCUCCUUCUUCCUGUGGUGUUUAUUCCUUCUUUUCUUCUCUCCUUCCUUCACGAGUGUUUUCUUUGCUGUAGUUUCUAUUCCUCCUCUUUCUCCUGAGUUGUUUAUUCUUCCUCCUUCUUCUCCUCCUUCACGAGUGCUUCCUUUCCUGUGGUGUCUCUUCCUCCUCCUUUUCUUCCUCAGUUUCCUUAUUUAUUGUACUGCUGUUGGUUCUCUUAUUUUUUCCUCUCCUCUCUUCUUUCACGUGGUUUUUUUCCUCUCUCUUUUUUUUUCUUAAUUUUUUCUUCUAUUGCGUUUAUUCUUGUCUUUUUCCUUCUGUUGACUUAUUUCUUGUAUUACUGUUUGACUUUCUAUUUUUCUUCUUUUCCUCUCUCUUCUCUUCUUGCGUGUGAUUUUCUUCUCUGCGUCUUCUACUGGUGAUAUUUUCCUCUUCAUUAUUAUUGGUCCUCUUAGCUUUCCUCUUUCUUUAGUGUUUCUCCAUUUGUCUUUACCUUCCUGUCUUCUACAACUUCUUUCACAUACUUCCUUAUCAAACUUCAUUUUAAUUCCACCUUCUUUUCACUUCUUCCUUUUCGCUUUUUCAACCUACUUUUAUAAAAAUCUACCAACUUCCUAAUUCAACUUUUUUUCGUAUUUCUUCUUAUAAUUCUCUUCUUUCUGCUUCUCUUCUUUCACAUACAUCUUUAUUAUCGUACUUCACUUUACUUCCACCUAACUCCUUUCACCUCUUCUUGUUUUGCAUCUCUCUCCGUUUUUCUUCAUAUAAUUCUCUUUACAUUUUUCUUUCCUCGCUACUUUCAUCUUCCUUUUCCCUCGCAUACCACUACAAGUUACCCUCUCCCCCCACACCACCACCACCACUAACACCGAGGGACAAGAAUGAGCAGUGAGGGUCUUAAUCUGAGGGGCGUCUGGAGCUAACGUGACUGUCUGCCUGGCUACCGUGGCACUGGGAAGCGAGGUGAGGUGGCACUGUACACACGCAGCUAGCACCGUAUAGUAAGACCACCAUCCUGCAGCCCCGCCAUGGAGUAUAUACAAAUCGUGCAACGUCCACCCUUCUCCCAUCGCCCCUACGGCCUCCUGCGGUCACCCUACACUGAACACCCAACCUGCUCUGUCCUCUGCCACCACCCCACCGCGCCGCACACCCACCGCAGCCUCAUCCACCUCACCCGCGCCUCAUGGCUGGCGGAGGUGCGCGCGCACAUGAGCCGGGCAGGGGCGGCCCUAGCAGAGACUGACCUGGAGACUGGGGAUAGAAGAACGCCCUCCAGCCUCCCCUUCACCCCCCUGGGCACUGAAGGGCUGCAGGUCAACAUUCCCGAGGAGUUCCUAGCAAGGUUCGCCAGGUCAGACUCAAGACCAGACUCCCCCGCCCCGACCCUCCUCGUCCACUCCUCCCGCCUCGCGCCCUUCAGGAGAUGCGUCACCCCGGACACACUCGAGCCAGUAAGGAGGCCACGCCCGCCAUCCUUGCGCCGCGCCACCAGCCUACAGGACCUCGCCGCACGCCACGCCCACGCCCACCCGCCCGCGCCUCUACCUGGUCGCGGCGCGGGUAAAAGAAAACAGGGACGAUUCGAGGCAGACUUCACUACAAAGCUUACCAAACAGCUGGAUUUGGUGGCGAAGGGACAGCAACAGAAACAGCAGGAGCAGCAGGAGACAGCAAAGGGCCAGCGACAGCAGCAGCACGGAAAGAAGAGUGUCGGCAGAGGGGCCAGAGGGAAACUAAAAGCAGAGGACAGCGUGGACUCAGGCCUCGGGGGGGAGAAGCAACGACCAAAACGACGCUCACGACGACCCCCGAAGAAGAAGGCGGAGGAGGGAGGGCUGGACGACCCGGGGCAAACUGCGGUGGCGGCAGCAGGGGACAGCAGGGCAGCCUCUUCACGUCUCUCCGGCAGCAGUCACUCUUCUAAGCCUACAUCAGCCAGGUCGUCUAAAUCCUCUUCCUCCCACCGCAGGAUUCACGACCCUCUCUCCUACCACCCCAAGCAAUUCUUAGGCGACGGAAAACCAGCAGAAGAAGGAGCAGAACUGAAGAGGUUGCAGGAGACUCUUGGAGGAGGAGGAGGUGGAGGUGGAAGCACAUUGACAGAAGCGGAGGUGUUUUGGUUUACUCUCCCUCGCUCUCCCUCUCACCAAGCCGCCAUCUUUACUCUCCCAGUGCAAAUCUCCAGACUCGUAGGAAUGAGCUCCAUCGACUACCUCUCAAAGUACAUGAGGUUGAGAACUUCCAGACGACAACUUUACUCCAGAGUCUUCGUGAGGCAUAGAGACUUAGAGAGUAUAAGAGUGGAAAGGCUGCUGGUGGAGGACUUCAGAGCCGCCCUUGGAGACGCCCUUGGUGGUUCCCUGGAAGAGGAGCAGCUGCAGCGCCUCACGGAUCUCCUGCCACUGCCUGACGAAGCAAUGGAUAAAGACUUCUUCGUUCUUGUGGCCGCCUUUGCCGAGCGCUUCUUCUGUUAUGAGCUCCUGGCGGCCCCUGACGUGGAGGUGGAGCCACGGGAUUUAGUGGAGCAACUUGAUUUUCGCCAGCUGACAGAGAGGCUUGAGGGAGUCACACUGGACCAGCGCUUGCACCGCCUCCUGCUCACCAUCAGGGACCUGGGGUAGACCUCGCCCACGCCCCUGCUUCCAGAAGUCCUCAAGAGUCCUUCAAAGUCCUAAAUUCCUCAUGUCUUUUGUUUUCUACGAUUCCUGUUGCAAGAAUCCUUUGAAGUCCUAAGUUUUCAUGUUCUUAGUUCUCUAGGAUUCCUACAACAAGAGUCCUUUCGAGUCCUAAAGUCCUCAAUUUUUUUUAUACAUCCUUAGUUCUCUAGGAUUCCUGUUCCAAGAAUCCUUUGAAGUCCUAAAGUUCUAUGUUCUUAGUUUUCUAGGAUUUCUACAACAAGAGUCCUUUGAAGUCCUACUGUUCUUUGUCACGUCCCUAGAAAUCCUAUCUCUGAAGUCCUUACGUCGUUUCACUAUACUUCCUUUCACCUGUUCCUUUCUUCCUUCUUCAUUGUUCUAUUUUCUCUCCCUUCCUUCUUUCACCUUCCUUUGUGCCUCUCUCUCUCUCUCUCUCUCUCUCUCUCUCUCUCUCUCUC
Molecule: messenger RNA, 3213 nt
Organism: Portunus trituberculatus (swimming crab)
Lineage: Eukaryota; Metazoa; Arthropoda; Malacostraca; Decapoda; Portunidae
Exons: 13
Coding region: 1145-2740 (531 amino acids)
Source: RefSeq, a predicted model, not a curated record